Messenger RNA from Loxodonta africana (African savanna elephant), 4569 nucleotides. It is a transcript of the gene PARL, whose product is annotated as presenilin associated rhomboid like. Gene Ontology annotation, molecular function: serine-type endopeptidase activity. The record is from RefSeq and is a predicted model, not a curated record. The coding region runs from base 16 to 1218 and encodes 400 amino acids. Gene Ontology annotation, cellular component: membrane. Lineage: Eukaryota; Metazoa; Chordata; Mammalia; Proboscidea; Elephantidae. The transcript has 10 exons.
GCCGAGGAGGGGAAGAUGGCGUGGCGAGGCUGGGCGCAGAGAGGCUGGGGCUGCGGUCAGGCCUGGGCUGCGCUCGUGGGCAGCCGUAGCUGCGAGGAGCUCAGUGCGGCCCUGGCCCCGCCACGGCUGCUCGGACGCAGGUUUAACCUCUUUAUUCAGCAAAAAUGUGGAUUCAGAAAAGCACCCAGGAGGGUUGAACCUCGAAGAUCAGACACAGGGACAAGUGGGGAAGCGUACAAGAGAAGUUCUUUGAUUCCUCCUGUAGAAGAAACAGUCUUUUCUCCGUCUCCCUAUUCUAUAAGGACUCUUGUAAAGCCUUUAUUUUUUACUGUUGGGUUCACAGGCUGCGCAUUUGGGUCAGCUGCUAUCUGGCAAUAUGAAUCCCUGAAAUCCAGGGUCCAGAGCUAUUUUGAUGGUUUAAAAGCUGAUUGGUUGGACAGCAUAAGACCACAGAAGGAAGGGGACUUCAGAAAGGAGAUUAACAAGUGGUGGAAUAACCUAAGUGAUGGCCAGCGGACUGUGACAGGUAUCAUAGCUGCAAAUGUCAUUGUAUGCUGUUUAUGGAGAGUACCUUCCCUCCAGCGGACAAUGGUCAGAUAUUUCACAUCCAAUCCAGCAUCCAAGGUCCUUUGCUCUCCAAUGUUGCUGUCAACGUUCAGUCAUUUCUCCUUGUUUCACAUGGCAGCCAACAUGUAUGUUUUGUGGAGCUUCUCCUCCAGCAUAGUAAACAUCCUCGGUCAAGAGCAGUUCAUGGCAGUGUACCUGUCGGCAGGUGUUAUUUCCAAUUUUGUCAGCUACAUGUGUAAAGUUGCCACAGGAAGAUACGGACCAUCACUUGGUGCGUCGGGUGCCAUCAUGACUGUCCUGGCAGCCGUCUGCACCAAGAUCCCAGAAGGCAGGCUGGCCAUUAUCCUCCUCCCGAUGUUCACAUUCACGGCAGGGAACGCCCUGAAAGCCAUUAUUGCCAUGGAUACCGCAGGACUGAUCCUGGGAUGGAGGUUCUUUGACCACGCAGCACAUCUCGGGGGAGCGCUCUUUGGAAUGACAAUACUGAAUAUACAUACCAUGGACUGCCAAAAGAAUGAACAAAUCUGUCUUGGAAGAAACACAAUCAGAAUGCUCCUCAGAAGGAUGGCGAGACUACAUCUCACAUACUUUGGACAUGUUAUAUCAGGAGGGACCAGUCCUUGGAGAAGGACAUCAUGCUUGGUAAAGUAGAAGGUCAGCGAAAAAGAGGAAGACCUUCAACAAGAUGGAUUGACGCAGUGGCUGCAACAAGGGACUCAAACAUAGCAACGACUGUGAGGAUGGCAUAGGAUGGGGUGCUGUUUCGUUCUGUUGUACAUAAGGUCGCUAUGAGUCAGAACCAACUUGAUUACACCUAACAAACAACAACUUAGAGAUAUUGUUCGGCAGCUUAAUUGUGAUGAAAUCAUUGAAUUCGUAAGAACAAAGGAUAGAUGUUUUUAUAACAUUUUAGAGAUGAAGGAUCCAUGUAAAAAUAAAAUACAGUAAUUUGUUCUAAUAUUUGUUUUCUGGUCAUUAAAUUUUCUUAUAACAUCUUUUAAUUUGUUCAUUUAUAAUUAUAGCAUUUGUUACAAACCAAGCAUCAAAACUGAAGUAUGAGCUGUUUAAAGCAAAACUGAUAAAUUUUUUUUGUUCUGGGAGAUCAACACAAUUUUACACUGAUUGUUGAAACAACUAAGUUCACUGACUCAUUUUCUUGUUGAAUACGUGGAAUACUCUUUGUAGAAAAUGUGAUAUACAGUAAAUAUAUUCUUUUUUGUUAAAAAUGUAGUAUAUAGUAAAUAAAAUCUUAGUACCUUGCAUCCGCUAAAAAUUUUAUAAUCCAGUUCAUCUCAUUCUGCUAAGAUGGAAUAUGCUACUUUGGCGUUCAAUUUCUAAUAUAGUCGCCAUUAAAAAGUUACAUCAGUGAUAGCUAAGACAAACACAUACAUAUACAGCUCACAUAUUCUGUUCAAAUGCAUGAGUAAGCACAGGAGGGAGCACCACAGGUUGUCAGUGUUUAGGGCCUUCACAUGCCUUAAUCCGGCCUGCCUGUGUGACUAUGACAAACUUAAAACUCCUCAGUGUGGCAACCAAGUCCCUCUGCAGUCAGUCUCUGCUACUUCCGGCUGAGCCCUUAUCCCCCAUAUCUGCCAUUUCUGCCCCACCUGCUUGCCUGCCCUCACUACAGGAGCAAGUCUAGACUUCCAUGUCCCUCUUUACGCUAUUCCUGACAUUGUCUAAUUCUCUUGUGCUUUCCACCACUCUUCUGUCAGUUUGUCGUACUGUGGUGGCUUGCAUGUGCUGUGAUGCUGGAAGCUAUGCCACUUGUAUUUCAAAUACCAGCAGGGUCACCCAUGGUGGACAGGUUUCGACGGAGCUUCCGGGUUUAGACAGAAUAGGAAGAAGGACCUGGUGGUUUCUUUCUGAAAAACUGGCCAGUGAAGACAUUAUGAAUUGCAGCAAAACACUGUCUGAAACGGUGCCAGAAGAGCCCCACAUGUUGGAAGGCACUCAAAAUACACCUGGGGAAGAGCUACCUCCUUAGAAUUAACCUUAAUGACAUGGAUGGAAUAAAGCUUUCAAGGCCCUCAUUUGCUGAUGUGGCAUAACUCAAAAUGAGAACAGCUGUAAAUAUCCAUUGGUAAUUAGAACGUGGAAUGUACAAAGUAUGAAGCUAGGAAAACUGAAGUCCUCAAAAAUGAUAUGAAACACAAAGAUUGAUAUCCUAGGCAUUAGUGAGCUGAAAUGAACUAGAAUUGGCCACUCUCACUCAGACAAUCAUGGUUUACUAUGCCGGGAAUGGACAAACUGAAGAGGAACAACAUUGCAUUCAUCAAAAAGAACAUUUUGAAUGGCCCCCAGACACACUUUUAACUCAGUACUGAAGUCACUCCUGAGGAUCACCCUUCAGCUAAAGAUUAGACAGGACCAUAAAACAAAACUAAAUGGGCACACCAGCCCAGGGGCAAGGCCAAGAAGGCAAGAGGGGACAGGAAAGCUGGUAAUGGGGAACCCAGAGUCAAGAAGGAGUGUUGACAUGUUGCAGGGUUGACAGUGUCACAAAACAAUAUGUGUAUUAAUUGUUUAAUGAGUAACUAAUUUGCUCUGUAAACCUUCACCUAAAGCACAAUUAAAAAAACAACAUUUCAAGAUCUAUCCUGAAAUACAGUGCUGCCAAUGAUAGGAUAAUACCCAUACGCCUACAAGGAAAACCAGUUAAUUGAACUAUUAUUCAAAUUUAUGCACCAACCGCUGAGGCCAAAGAUGAAGAAACUGAAGAUUUUUACCAACUUCUGCAGUCUGAAAUUGAUCAAACAUGCAAUCAAGAUGCAUCGAUAAUUACUGGUGCUUGGAAUGUGAAAGAUGGAAACGAAGAAGAAUCAGUAGCUGGAAAAUACGGCCUUGGUGAUAGAAACGACACUGGAAAUUGCAGGACAGAAUUUCGCAAGACCAACGACAUUAAUUGCAAAUACCUUUUUCAACAACAGUGACUAUACACAUGGGCCUCACCAGAUGAAAUACACAGGAAUCAACUACAUGUGUGGAAAAAGACAAUGGAGAAGCUCAAUAUCAUCAGAAUAAGGCCAGGGGCUGACUGUGGAAUAGACUGUCAAUUGCUCAUAUGCACGCUCAAGUUGAAGCUGAAGGAAAUUACAGCAAGUCCACGAGAGCCAAAAUACGACCUUGAAUAUAUCCCACCUGAAUUUAGAGACCAUUUCAAGAACAGAUUUGAUGCAUCAGACACUAAUGACCAAAGACCAGACAUCAAGGACAUUCAUACAUGAAGAAAGCAAAAAGUCAUUAAAAAGACACGAAAGAAAGAAGACCAAAAGGAUGUCAGUCAAAAGAGACUCUGAAACUUGCUCUUGUAGAGCAGCUAAAGAAAGUGGAAGAAAUGAUGAAGUAAAAAGAGCUGAACAGAAGAUUUUAAAGGGUGACUUGAGAGGACAAAGUGCUUGUCAUGGAUUGAAUUGUGUCCCCCCAAAAAUCUGUCAACUAGGCCAUGAUUCCCGAUAUUGUGUGACUCCACCAUUUUGCCAUCUGAUGUGAUUUUUCUGUGUGUUGUAAAUCCUAUCUCUAGGAUUUGAAAAAGCUGAAAACACAACAAAUAUGGCCAAAUAUUAUCAAACAGUUCAGCAUCGCAGAACCUUUAGAUGAUUCUAGACGGCAGUUAUGUUAAUGGGCAGGACUCAAUCUACAAGAUUAGGUUGUGUUUUAAGUCAACAUCUUUUGAAAUAUAAAAGAGAGAAGUGAGCAGAGAGACAUGGAGACCUCAUACUACCAAGAAAUGAGAGCCAGGAGAAUAGUGUGUCCUUUGAACCCAGGGUCCCUGUGCUGAGAACCUUCUUGACUGGGGAAGACUUAUGACAAAGACCUUUUCCCAGAGUGGACAGAGAAAACCUUCCCCUGGAGCUGACACCCUGAACCCGGACUUCUAGCCUACUAGAUUGUGAGAGAAUAAAUGUCUGUUGAAACCAUCCACUUGUGGUAUUUCUGUUAUAGCAGCCCUAGGUACCUAAGAAUUUGGUACCGAGAGAGUGGGGUGCUGCUCUAACAAAA